AUGGAUGUUGUUAGUGCCAUUCUUAAACCAGUUGCCGAGACACUUAUGGAACCUGUUAAGAAGCAUCUAGGCUACCUCAUUUCCAGCACCCAACAUGUGAGGGAUAUGAGAAGAAAAAUGGGGGAGUUGGAUUCACUAAGACAUGCCGAAGAAGACCAUUUGGAUAGGAACAUAAGAACUCGUCUUGAGAUUUCAUUUCAAGUUAGGAGUUGGUUGGAAGAAGUAGAAAAGAUCGAUGCAAAAGUAAAAACUGUUCCUAGUGAUGUUGGUGCUUGUUGCAGUCUCAAGAGUAGACACACAGUCGGAAGGGAAACCUUCAAACUAAUUGAGGAGAUUGAAAGUGCCACAAGAAAACACUCUUUGAUCACCUGGACUGAUCAUCCCAUUCCUUUGGGAAAAAUUGAUACCAUGCAGGCAUCCACCUCCACACCAUCAACUGACCACGAUGACUUUGAGUCGAGAGAAAAAACUUUUACUCAAGCACUGAAAGCACUUGAACCAAACACAUCCCACAUGAUAGCGUUAUGUGGGAUGGGCGGAGUGGGGAAAACCACAAUGAUGCAAAGACUGAAGAAGGUUGCCAAAGAAAAUAGAAUGUUCAGUUACAUGGUCGAGGCAGUUAUAGGGGAAAAGACAGACCCAAUUGCUAUUCAACAAGCUGUAGCCGAUUACCUUCGUAUAGAGUUAAAAGAAAGCACUAAACCAGCAAGAGCUGAUAAGCUUCGUGAAUGGUUCAAGGCCAACUCUGGAGACGGUAAGAAUAAGUUCCUUGUAAUAUUUGAUGAUGUCUGGCAAUCCGUUGAUCUGGAAGAUAUUGGUUUAAGUCCUUUUCCAAAUCAAGGUGUUGACUUCAAGGUCUUGUUGACUUCACGAGACGAACAUGUUUGCACAAUGAUGGGGGUUAAAGCUAAUUCAAUUAUUAAUGUGGGACUUCUAACUGAAGUAGAAGCACAGAGUAUGUUCCAUCAAUUUGUAGAAACUUUUGAGCCCGAGCUCUGUAAGAUAGGAGAAGUUAUCGUAAGAAAGUGUUGCGGUCUACCUAUUGCCAUUAAAACCAUGGCGUGUACUCUAAGAAAUAAAAGAAAGGAUGCAUGGAAGGAUGCACUUUCACGUAUAGAGCACUAUGACAUUCGUAGUGUUGCGCCUAAAGUCUUUGAAACAAGCUAUCACAAUCUCCAAGACGGGGAGACUAAAUCCGUAUUUUUGAUGUGUGGUUUGUUUCCUGAAGACUUCGAUAUUCCUACCGAGGAGUUGAUGAAGUAUGGAUGGGGCUUAAAGCUAUUUGACAGAGUUUAUACAAUUAGAGAAGCAAGAACCAGGCUCAACACCUGCAUUGAGCGACUUGUGCAGACAAAUUUGUUAAUUGAAAGUGAUGAUGUUGGGUGUGUCAAGAUGCAUGAUCUGGUGCGUGCUUUUGUUUUGGGUAUGUAUUCUAAAGUCGAGCAUGCUUCAAUUGUCAACCAUGGUAAUAUGCAUGGGUGGACUAAAAAUGAUAUGAACGACUCUUGCAAAACAGUUUCUUUAACAUGUGAGAGUGUGUCUGAGUUUCCAGGAGACCUCAAGUUUCCAAACCUAAAGCUUUUGAAACUUAUGCAUGGAGAUAAGACGCUAAGGUUUUCUCAAGACUUUUAUGAAGGAAUGGAAAAUCUCCAGGUAAUAUCAUACCAUAAAAUGAAGUAUCCAUUGCUUCCCUCGUCACCUCAAUGCUCCACCAACCUUCGAGUGCUUCAUCUUAAUGAGUGUUCAUUACGGAUGCUUGAUUGCUCUUGUAUCGGAAAUUUGACGAAUCUGGAAGUGCUGAGCUUUGCUAAUUCUGGCAUUGAACGGAUACCUUCAGCAAUCGGAAAUUUGAAGAAGCUUAGGCAACUUGACCUGAGAGAUUGUGAUGGUCUUUGUAUAGAACAGGGUGUCUUGAAAAAUUUGGUCGAACUUGAAGAACUUUAUAUUGGAAAUGCAUCUGCGUUUAGAGAUUAUAACUGCAAUGAGAUGGCAGAGCGAUCAAACAGGCUUUCUGCGUUAGAAUUUGAGUUCUUUAAUAACAAGGCUCAAGUGAAGAAUAUGUCAUUUGAGAAUCUUGAACGAUUCAAGAUCUCAGUGGGACGCUCUUUAGAUGGAGAUAUCAGUGAGAGUGCCCAUUCAUAUGAAAACACAUUGCAGUUGGUGACCAAUAAAACUGAAAUAUCAGACUGUAAACUUAAUGAGUUGUUUGUGAAAACAGAGGUGCUUUGUUUAAGCGUAGAUGGUAUGAAUGAUCUUGAAGAUGUUGACAUGAAGUUGACGAAUCCUCAAUCCUCUACAUUUUGCAAUUUAAGAGUCCUUGUCGUUUCUGGGUGUGCAGUGUUGACAUACCUAUUCAAACUCCAUGUUGCAAACACUUUGUCAAAGCUUGAGCAUCUAGAAGUUAACAAAUGUGAUAAUAUGGAAGAACUCGUACAUAAUUGUACUAUGGGUAGUGGAAAAGAGACAAUUAUGUUCCCCAAGCUGAAAUUUUUAUCUUUGCGUGAACUACCGAAACUACUAAGUUUGUGUAAUAAUGACAACAUAAUUAAGCUACCACAACUUGUAGAGUUGCAACUUAAGGGCAUUCCAGGUUUCACAAGCAUUUAUCCACAAAACAAGUUGGAAACAUCUAGUUUGUUGAAGGAAGAGGUUGUGAUUCCUAAGUUGGAGACACUUCGAAUUGAUGACAUGGAGAAUUUAAACGAAAUAUGGCCUUGUGAACUUAGUAGAGGCGAGAAAGUUAAGCUGAGAGAGAUUAUAGUGAGAAAUUGUGAUAAACUUUUGAAUCUAUUCCCGCACAAUCCCAUGUCUCUGUUGCAUCAUCUUGAAGAGCUUGAAGUCACGGAAUGUGGUUCGAUUGCAUCAUUAUUUAACAUCGACUUGGAUUGUGUUGGUGCAAUUAGAGAAGAAGACAACAACAGCAUCUUAAGAAGCAUCAAAGUGGAGAAUUUAGGGAAGCUAACAGAGGUUUGGAGGAUAAAAGGCGCAGAUAAAUCUCAUUCCCUUGUCAGUGGCUUUCAAGUUGUUGAAAGCAUAAGGAUUAGGAAAUGUGAGAGGUUUAGAAAUCUAUUCACACCUAUCACCACCAAUUUUGAUGUGGGGGCACUUUUGGAGAUUCGGAUUGAAGAUUGCGGAGGAGAAACAGGGAAAUUCAAUGAAUCGAAAGAGAGUAGCCAAGAGAAAACGACUGAUAUUCUGUCAGAGGAAGAGACAUUGCGAGAAAUCACUGGCAAUAUUUCUAAUGUUGCAUUCCCAUCCUGUCUCAUACCCUCUUUUCAUAACCUCCAUAAACUUUACUUGAAGAAGUAUGAAGGAGUGAAGGUGGUGUUUGAGAUGGAGAAUCCACCAAGUAGAGAAUUGGUAAAAACUCACCAUAACCAACAACAGCCUAUGCUUCUCAACCUCCAGGAAUUAUAUCUAUAUAAUAUGGACAACAUGAGCUAUGUAUGGAAGUGCAACCGGUAUAGCUUCUUCAAUCUUCCAAAACAACAAUCUGAAUCAACAUUCCACAACCUCACAACCAUACAUGUGUACCAAUGCAAAAGCAUUAAGUACUUGUUUUCGCCUCUCAUGGCAGAACUUUUUUCCAACCUAAAGAAUGUCCACAUAGAAUGGUGUCAUGGUAUCGAAGAAGUUGUUUCAAACAGAGAUGAUGAGGAUGAAGAAAUGACUACUUUGUUCCCUCAGCUUGAUUCUCUCACUCUAAAAUACAUGAACAAUCUGAAGCGUAUUGGUGGAGGAGGUGCCAAGGAUGAGAACACUGAAAUAUCUUUCAACAAUACCACUACAACUACCGUUUUUCCUGAUCGAUUUAAGUUGUCUGAAGCAGGUGGUGUUUCUUGGAGCUUAUGCCAAUACUCUAGAGAGAUAGAAAUAGAACACUGCCCUGCAUUGUCAAGUGUGAUUCCAUGUUAUGCAGCAGGACAAAUGCAAAAGCUUCGAGUGCUGAGAAUAUUGUGUUGCAGUGGGAUAAAGGAGGUAUUUGAAACUCAAUCAGGGAUGAUCAGCAACAAAAACAAGAGGGGUUGUGGUGAAGGAAUUCCAAGAGUAAAUAACAAUGUUAUUAUGCUUCCCAAUCUAAAGAUAUUGGAAAUCGUAGUUUGUGGGGGUUUAGAACAUAUAUUCACAUUCUCUGCAAUUGGAAGCCUGACACAUCUUGAAGAGUUAACAAUAUCUAGUUGUGAUUCAAUGAAAGUGAUUGUGAAGAAGGAAGAAGAAGAUGCGUCAUCAUCAUCAUCUUCUUCUAAGAAGGUUGUGGUCUUUCCUCGUCUAAAGUCCAUUGAACUAAGUUAUCUACCAGAGCUGGAGGGUUUCUUCUUGGGGAUGAAUGAGUUCGGAUUUCCUUCAUUGGAUAAUGUUACCAUCAAGAAAUGCCCCCAAAUGAGAGUGUUUGCACCUGGAGGGUCCACAGCUCUCCAACUCAAGUAUAUACGCACAGGAUUAGGCAAACAUACUCUUGAUGAAUCAGGCCUUAACUUCUUUCAUGUUCAGCAUCAUCAGCAAACCGCUUUCCCGAGUUUACAUGGUGCAACUUCGUUCCCUACAACUUCAGAAGCAAUACCUUGGUAUUUUCAUAACUUGAUCGAAUUAGAUGUGGAACGGAAUCAUGAUGUUAAAAAUAUUAUUCCAUCCGGUGAAUUGCUGCAACUGCAAAAGCUGGAAAAUAUUAGUGUGAGUGAUUGUGAGAUGGUAGAAGAGUUAUUUGAAACUGCAUUGGAAGCAGCAGGGAGAAAUAGAAAAAGUAGUAGUGGACGUGGUUUUGAUGAACCGUCACAAACUACUACUCUUGUCAAUAUUCCAAACCUAAGAGAAAUGACGUUGGAUUUGUUAGAAAAUCUCAGGUUAGAUCAUGUGUUUACUAGUUCCAUGGUUGGUAGUCUAUUGCAACUCCAAGAGCUAACUGUAAGGUACUGCCACAAUAUGGAGGAGGUCAUUGUCAAGGAUGCAAGUGGUGUUGUGGAAGAAGAAUCUAUUUGCAAGAGGAAUGAGAUUCUUGUGUUACCUCGUCUAAAGUCCUUGAUAUUAGAUGACCUUCCAUGUCUUAAGGGGUUUAGCUUGGGGAAGGAGGAUUUUUCAUUCCCUUUAUGGGAUACUUUGGAAAUCUACUACUGCCCAGCAAUAACGGCUUUCACCAAGGGAUAUUCGGCUACUCCGAAGCUAAAAGAAAUAGUAACAAGAUGUGGCUCGUUUUAUGCAGGGGAAGACAUCAACUCCUUUAUAAAGAUCAAACAAGAGGAAUUUAAAAACGACCAAGACUCUCAUUAA
Molecule: messenger RNA, 5265 nt
Organism: Lactuca saligna
Lineage: Eukaryota; Viridiplantae; Streptophyta; Magnoliopsida; Asterales; Asteraceae
Source: the annotation of a GenBank genome assembly